CAGCUGCUAUUUGGUUUGUACCAUGUGUCACAGUGACAAAUAAUUAUCAAUUGUCCAGAAAUCUAGUACGAAAAUAUCUUCCGUUGGAACUAUAUUCUCAAAAGUUUAAAUGCGUUUUCCUAUACUGCCUAAGCAAGUUAAUAUCUAAUUGCUGUUUUUGAUGAAGCAUUUUUAGUAGUGUUCGAAAUUAUGACAAGUAGAUCUAUUUAUUUUGGGAUUUCAUGGACGUGCAACAUCCAACUACAAGAAGACUGUCUGACUUCUUAUAUCUGGUAAGCCAGCAUCUAGUAUCACUUACAUCCUUUUUAGUAGAUCUGCGAUAUUGGUUUCAAUUUGCACUAUAAAUCCUGGCAAAAUUUUAGCCUUAUUUCUAUUGCUUAUGGUAGAUUAUCAGAUAGCCAUUUGUCCAUGCUUAUGAUAGUGUAACAUAUCUGUUUUUGAACCUGAAUAUAAUUUUUUUUCUUCCUGCUUGAUCAUUGUUUGAGGGGAAGGAGUUGAGAUGAUUUCAUCAGUUUGACCAUAUUCAUUUAAAGAAUGGAGGCCCUCUUUAUUCCUGUAGAAAGAGCUGUGAUAAACAUGUACGCUGUGUGUACUUGAGGUUCUUGCUGAUUGACAUAUGAACUGAUCUCUUGUAGCUGAUUAUCUGCCUUAAUGGAACACAAUGAAGUUAAAGUAACGAAGAAUCAGCUUGAUCAAAUAAAUCAGUCAAUUUGUUAGCAAACAUCACUUGUAUGAAGUAAAAAUAAGAAUGGGAUUCUGGACCAUGGUUAGAUUCUUCUUUAUUUCUUUGAGAUUUUUAACGUACACAUGCACGCACGCACGGAGCAUGGGAAAUAAAGAAAAUGGUGAGAGAUGUCCGCUAUCUCACACUGCUGUCACAGUGUCACUUGAUAUACAGGUGCGUAUUUUUCUCUUGUUUUCGGGAAUAUUAUGCAUCAUAAAACCCCAAUGUCAGGCCUUGCGAUAUUUUCCAGUUAUUUAUCUUGUAUAUAACACCAAAUUGCGUGACGAUCUGACUGUGUAUUUCUUAUUAACUUUUUCUGCUUUUAAGGUUUUCAAAUACAGAGGUAGAGAGGAAAGAAGGGGAAAAAUUUUAAGGUCAGAUAUUGGGUAUCUUACGGAAGGUACACAGGAACGCCUUGGAUCAAUUCAUCUCUCACAGGUAUUUUGAGGUUGCGAACAGGAGAAAAGACUAAGAGCCACUUGCCAUUGAUGAAGCCUUUGAAAUGUUCUGCAAAGGUGUUCACACUUUCGGCCCUUUUUGGAGGAUAUGAUGUGAUAUUGGAAUGCGACUAUGCGAGCUUGAACAGCCUAAGGAAGGUGUUGUUUCUGAGAUACGAGGAUCUGAAAGACAAUAUAGUGUUCUUUAUACAGAAACUAGCCGAGUUUAUCGGAUUCCCUUUCUUAGUUGAGGAAGAAAAACAAGGCCUCAUAGAACAACUAUCAAGAUUCUGCAGCUUAUAUACUACUGUUCUAUACCAUCAACUACUAAGUACCAAGCAUGCCCAAGUAUAUUGAAUUUGAGAAUUUCA
Molecule: messenger RNA, 1532 nt
Organism: Olea europaea var. sylvestris
Lineage: Eukaryota; Viridiplantae; Streptophyta; Magnoliopsida; Lamiales; Oleaceae
Exons: 2
Coding region: 749-1171 (140 amino acids)
Source: RefSeq, a predicted model, not a curated record